AUUAAUCUUGAUGGCUCAGUGUGUGUGCUGUUGGCUGGUCAUCUGAUAGUCGACAACACAUCCAUCUGUCCUGGCGGUUCUUAACUAGCCCACUCUGUUGCUCCAACAGGUACAGAGGCUGUGUAUACAUUAUACAUUGUUUGAGGACACCUUUUCCCCUUUUCUUUUGUUAUCAGCGCAGCCAAUAUAUUUGAUACGUCAAAAGAGUCAGCUUCACCGAAAGCACGGGCCGCUCAAGGCCCCUCGAGUGACUACCUCAACUAAACUGCAGCCCUAAAUAUCCCUUGGAUACACUUGCGUUUUCACAAUGGACUCGAUGAGAUCACUCAACAAAUCUCUUCCAAGCUCGACGGCAUAUUCUCAACCCCCGGAGCAGCUCUUACAGGCUUUCAGAUCUGCCGCGCUCUCGGUCACCAACUUAUAUAAGAGUGCUGUGACCGACGUAGCCCAAGCGAAACAAUCAGGCUACCAAGAGGCCAUCGAAGAUUUAUUACAUUUUUUGGAUCGAGAAAACCUGGGAUUAGGAGAUGGCGAAGGCUGGAAGGUGCGGCAAUGGGCCACAGAACGAGUUGAUGGAACACCCGCCAAUGAGAGUGACGAUGAUGACAAGCCCAUGAGAAGCUCUUCACCAUCGAUGAACCGAAAAGACCGACACGAUAAAACCCACAAACGGCAAGGAUCCAUCUCUUCAUCGACACGUACUGAUCCUCCUACCGAGCAACAACAACAACCUCCAACGAAUUACGAACAACCUACAGUAAUUCCAUCAGGAGACUCGACUGCAUUUACCAGAACACCUGUAUUCACAUUCUCUUCCGGACCACCAUUUCCUGCCGUCUCCCAAGAUACAGACACGGAAACGGCUGAUAAUGUAUCGAUGGAGUCAGGAUCAUCAGGAGAAACGACAGGUGUAGGGCUGUCAGUCCUGCCACGAAAUGCUUGGGCCGCUAACCGUCACAAUGCCCCGCGACGAUCCUCAACAAGAGAAUCCGGCACAUCAUUUAGCGCCAAGCGGAAGCACCAGUUCCCGGAUUUCUUUGAUAUUUCUAGUAUUCAUGGACGUGACAUGUUUGGAGGCGGUAAACGGGGACGAUUUGCAUGAGGCCAUUGUAUCCAUUUGCACGAAGGAAUGAUAACAUGCAUGACACUGAUACCCGAGAGAGGAAAAAGGUUUCGCGAGCAUUUAUUGAGGAGUCUUUCGGCAUUGGUCGUUUCAUGAGCGCCGUCGUCGCCUUAUCCGAUUCUUAGACUAGAAAUUUAUAUAUAUCUCACAAGGAUAUUCUCAUAUGCAGCCAUAAUUUUGUCAUGAAAACGAUUGAGCCUACUUGCAUCUUGAUUAAUAGAAGCAUAAUUUAGUAAUUUGCUCUAGUAACAAUUAAUAUUUGAGCCAUCCAGGCAGAUAG
Talaromyces proteolyticus is the source of this 1403-nucleotide messenger RNA. RefSeq lists its product as uncharacterized. Lineage: Eukaryota; Fungi; Ascomycota; Eurotiomycetes; Eurotiales; Trichocomaceae. The transcript has a single exon. Bases 308 to 1102 code for a protein of 264 amino acids. The record is from RefSeq and is a predicted model, not a curated record.